Caenorhabditis sp. 36 PRJEB53466 is the source of this 1325-nucleotide messenger RNA. The record is from the annotation of a GenBank genome assembly. NCBI's taxonomy places the organism in Eukaryota, Metazoa, Nematoda, Chromadorea, Rhabditida, Rhabditidae.
AUGAACAUCAGUAACUCGUCACAAACAAGUGGAUCUGAAAGCCCUGAAUUGACCUGGGGAGAGCUGUUAACAAUUAUUGGAGAAAGUAUUGUUAUUGCUCUAUCUGUGACUUCUAUCCUUGCCACGUACUUAUUCAACAUUGUGAACACAUACGCAAAACGAUUGCAACGUGUCAACUUGGGAUCUAUUGCAUUUACAACUAUUGUUCUGAUCGUCCGUAACGCAUUCGUCAAGGUAGGUGAAAGAUAGUUAGAUCCUGUUGAACUUUGGGUUCCAGCAGCAUUACCGAUCUCUUGCUCACUGGUUCACUUAUGUCACCAACUGGCUCUUCAUCUUCAUGUCUAUCAUCGAUUUUUUCUCUGUUAUGGCCGGAGUUACGGUGGUCUUCCUGUUAAUUGCAAUCAAUUGCCCGAAAGUGAACAAAGUCUGGUUCGUCUGGUUCAUCCUCGCCUGCAUCAUUUCUGCCAUCAUUACUGUUGGCACAAUCGAGUUCGCUCCGUCCGAAGAGAGCUUGGAAUCAAACCACCAUUCUUCGACUUGGCAAAAAAUUAUGUACGCUAUCAUUACGGCGGCAGUCGGACUCUCAGCUUUCGGUUGCUGGGCAAUCGCGAAAUUUGCCGAAGACGUUCUGGUAAGUGAUGAUUAGAAAAACUGAAUCAAAGUUCAUAUUCUAGAAACUAGAAAUGGAGAAAGAAGGAGAUAAAUACGUGCGUUUGCGGUUCUGUUUUGACAACAUUAAGGCAGUUGCACACCAAGCCCAGUGGUGCUCGCUGGGCAAAACCGUUUUAAUUUGCAUCAUGAUCGGUGUCCAACAGGAUCGAGGAUCGUGGCAUCUUUUUGUUCUCUUCGGCUACUUUGUGUCUACCUUCCUCUCGUUCUUUUCCCACAAAGAUGCUCGCAUCCACUUCCGAAAGCUUCUCGAGCGCUGCAAGCUUUGCCGACGGUGCAUCAAGACUCCACGGGACUCACAGUACGCUAACCAGCUCAUUAUAAUCUUCUACCGAUUUUUUUUCAGAUAUGAAGUUGAGGAAGGUGUUCCACCAGAAGACUACAACGAUAUGAUGGCAAGGACCUGGGAGGAGGCAUACGAUAGGAAGCAGAAGGACCAAGAGCAUGACCGCAUUUCCCUUUUCUCCAAUGAACCUCUACAGAGCGAAAACCGCACCAAUUUCCUGGCCAAGUUUUUGAAGGCUAAAGCGGUCUUUGACAACCUUAACCUCCUGAUCCAACGCAAUAAGCGACGUACUCGCGUGAACCCUGCCACCCAUACUAACUUGUUCGUUGUCCAGCCAAGUCCCAAUGCCACGCUUACCACUAUCUGUUAA